AAACAAGACAACAGAUUCCGUGUUUCAGAUUCUCCUGAGUAUGCUCGUGAAUCAAAGAAAAAUAGAAAGUCUCUUCAAAUCAAGCAAGGCAAGAUUCAGUAGCCGGAAAACACGAGUUGGACCUGAGAAGAAAGGCGAUGACGUGAGGUGAAUGAGGAGAGUUUGCCGGUCGAAGAUGCUCAGAAAGUGUGGAAAAGAAUCGGAGGCAGAGAAGCGGGUAAAAUCCGGCUGGAUUUCCGACCUCUAAAUCCCCAAUCACAAAGUUAUUGUCUCUCUUCACAUAGGCUCAAUCAACUCCCUUCAAGUUGAUUUGACAAAGGGACGGUAUUUGCUAUUUGCUGCAUCAGCAGCUGUUUAUGAUAUUCAACGAGCUACAAUUUAUAAGAGAGCUGGCUGUAUUGCAAAGAACAAGAUCUUUGGCAGCUGGCCAGAACUCAUUUAUAAAUUUAUAAGUGCCACACAAGAAACAUGCUACUUAUGGGCAUGGCCCGAAACACUCAACGAUUGCUCAAAUGGCAGCUAAGGGGUCUAUCAGGCAAAUAUUACAUACAGGGAUGUUGUAUGGUCAUGACCGUGCCGGCUCAUUAUGGUAUUGUAACUGGUUUGAAAGUAACUGAGGAUGGCAUGCAUCUUCUAAGUGCAGGUUCAGUUAUGCUUGUUUCCCUAAGCUCUUGCUUAAAUAUUUCGUGGUCUGAUUCUAAAUCAUAUCUGCUUCAUACUUUAUGACUUCAUACCAGUUAAUGGGCACUAAAUUUGUUUUGAUGAAGAAUCGAUAUUGGUUAAGCCUAGGCCGGUGUGUAAAUAAUUAUUAUAAAGUGAUGUUUAAGGUGAAUGCCAAGUUCUUAUUACUCAUGACAUAGAACUAGCUAAUCACAAGAUGAAUAGUUGCUUAACCUUUAGAUUACAAUUAAAAGAUCUUGUUGGAUUUCAGUGUAUGGCUCAAGAAUAAGGUAGUGGAAUCUGGCCACGAUACACCUGUAAACUCUGAAACAGUGCACCUACAGACCAGCAAGGGCAUUCAAUUAGCCACAUCUCAGGAUUCAGCUGUCACUUUUGUUCCAUGCAUGAGAGUUGUGAAAGUUAAUUGUUCUUUUGGUGCCUUCGUUGUCUAUUUAAUUUUGCAUGGUAGUGUUACAUAAAUAAGGUUGUUUGGGAACCUACACCCCUUAAUUCUGUUCUCUGAAUUUUUAAGCAUUAGAUAUUUGGUCCGGUAAAACCUCCUUGACGUUUCGUGGGCACUAUGAAUGCUGGAACUGUUUCUGGUUUAGUUCGCAGGAUCGGGUACAACAAUCGCCCAAUCAACAUUCUGUGGUUUCUAAAAUAGUAGAAAGGCAUUCCAGUACUAAUUUAAUAGGCAACUUGUGCCAUUUAUUGCAAGUCA
Molecule: messenger RNA, 1381 nt
Organism: Rubroshorea leprosula
Lineage: Eukaryota; Viridiplantae; Streptophyta; Magnoliopsida; Malvales; Dipterocarpaceae
Source: the annotation of a GenBank genome assembly